GCUGCACCGACGACGGGCAGCGCAUCUUGGCACACCUCAAGCUGAACGCGAUCGAGACUCAUUAAAAAUCUCCCAAUCUCCCUUUUCUCUCUUUCUCAAAAGUAAAAUGUGAAGUCGGCAAUCGAUCGAAUAUGCCUUAGAUGGUAGAAGACCAGAGACUACCCAUCCGCCGCGAUGCCAGAGUACCUCAACCUCGCGUCGACAACGACAGGAACCACCACUGCGCCCUCCCCUGAGAAGUCACUCACCAUCUACCGGCACUCCAAACACCGCAUCUUCACCUUUGAAUCCUCCAUCACCGAGCCAGCAGAAUACGUCAUCGCAGCCUCCAAAUCGGCCCCUCCUCCACCGCGGCAACAGCGCCUCUUCCCCCCCGAAAGCCCCAGCGCCUCCUCCCUAUCCUUAAUCCCCAUCAUCGGCUCCCUACGAUUUACCUCCUUCUGGUCCAAACUAACCCUCGAACUAGGCGACGGCGUAGCGCAAGUCGAGCACAAUCGCUCCGCUAAGCGAUUACGCCGUUCCGAAGCGAGCAAGAGGAAAUGGAGACGCUGGUUUGGGAUGAAAGAGCGCCCGGUGAAGGAGAUGGAGGAGGUGGAGGUGCUGGGACUGGUGUUGGGGGUUGUAAUGGAGAGGAGGCUGAGGGUGGGGUUGGGGUGGAGUGGGACGAGGGGGAUGGCGAGGUCGUGGUUUAGGGGGGUUAGGGGGUAUAGUCAUGAUGUGAAGGACGCUGAUUUGAUGUCGUUGAAGCUUGUGAGGACUUCUGAUCACGCUCUCAUUGCUACGUAUGAGAAGAAACACUGGGGUUGUAGUGCGGGCCCCGGAAUGGAUGGGAAGGGCAAGAAGAGGGCUAUUGGGACGCUACGGAUAUAUCCCGCUGCCUACGAGCGUCCACAGAGCGGCACUUUGGAGGACCUCAAUGGCGAGAGUACCCAAGGGGUCAGAUUAGCUCCCAAGCACAGGACGGGCAGUAACAUCACCGGGACGCACACGGGAGACAUUUUUGAGGAGGCAGUGCAAUCGAACGCUGGAGGAUGA
Molecule: messenger RNA, 1035 nt
Organism: Pseudogymnoascus destructans
Lineage: Eukaryota; Fungi; Ascomycota; Leotiomycetes; Thelebolales; Thelebolaceae
Exons: 3
Coding region: 175-1035 (286 amino acids)
Source: RefSeq, a predicted model, not a curated record